This is a messenger RNA of Aspergillus puulaauensis, 843 nucleotides long. RefSeq lists its product as uncharacterized. Gene Ontology annotation, molecular function: transmembrane transporter activity. Lineage: Eukaryota; Fungi; Ascomycota; Eurotiomycetes; Eurotiales; Aspergillaceae. The transcript is spliced from 2 exons. The record is from RefSeq and is a predicted model, not a curated record. The coding region runs from base 1 to 843 and encodes 280 amino acids. Gene Ontology annotation, biological process: transmembrane transport.
AUGUCCAACUCCACGAAUGCGCCGCGUGUAUGGACGGCCGUUGAAAUGUCCAAGAAAAGAAAAGCCUUCAUCGUUUUGGCCGGCACGAUAUUUGCUUUCAAUGCUUCCCUUGGCACGUCACUUCCUUCCGGAGCUUCGUCAAACAUUGGCGAAGCAUUUGAUGUCACCGAAGAUGACCCUCGCAUGACUCUGCUGAAUUCCCUCUAUGUCCUCGGCUUUGUGCUUGGUCCAUUGUUUUUCGGACCUUUGAGCGAGUAUGUUGGUCGCAGACCAGUCCUAAUCGUGACGUACCUUAUAUAUGUGCUAUUCACGCUUGCCUGUGCACUAUCGCCGAACUUGGAGGCUUUACUAGUGUUCCGGUUCUUCUGUGGUGUGGUCGGAUCGGUCCCGAAUUCUGUUCUGGGCGGGCUCUACAGCGACAUCUACGAUGAACCUGAACAGCGUGGCAACGCAAUGGCGCUCUUCUUAUUCACGGCGAUCGCUGGUCCUAUGGCCGGACCUUUAUUCUCGGGCUUCACAGUCCUGCUCUCGUGGAAUUGGGUCUUUUAUAUUGCUACGAUCGUUGCAGGCGCCGGGGCUCCCAUUAUUAUGCUAAUACCAGAAACAUACUUUCCCGUCCUUCUGAGAAGGGUAAAGGGAGUCAGGCCACAACUGAACAUGGAACAGUCUCAUCAAGCUAAAGCACAAUUUUCGGCUAGAAAAACUUUCCUUCGACCAAUUUCAUUGCUACUUAGAGAGCCCAUUGUUUCUCUGACGUCUAUAUACCUAGCCGUGAUAUAUGGAGUGCUGUUUCUCUUCUUCCAGGUCUAUCCAAUUGUAUUCGAAGGUAAGCGGAAAAUAUAA